AUGUUGAGCGACAAAAUGGAUCUGUCCACUGAGAUGACCAGCCAAACGGAUGUUGACUCUGCUGUGGAGAUCAGCCGCUCGGCCAAGAUCCAAAAGGCGGAGGAUCUCGUAUUCAACGAAAAGCACGAUAUAUAUGACGUAGCACCCAAGCUGCGCGACGAGUUGUCUGGCCAUUUCCAGCGAAGUUUCGCAUAUUUCACGAUUAAGCACCGCUCGCCCAUGAUGUUGGGCGAUAUGAUUACUUUCCUACACGACUACGAGCCGAAUAUAAUGGAGAUCUUUGGAGACUAUGCACACUUCGAUCUGAAAAGGAUUUCGUGGAGCCUGCAGCUGCUGCGCGAUGAGAUACAGGACAACAGGGAGUUUAAGCUGUUCCACGGCAAGGCCCCAGAUUCAGAUGACUGGAAUCGGUUUAUUUGCAAUCUGGACGAGGAUAAGAAUCGCUGGUUUUCCUCCGUCUGGCUGCACGCCGAAUGCUACAUGUAUCGCCGCAUUUGGGCCAUUUUUCAGCGCUCGGAUUCGCUCUCCAGCUACGACUACUUUGCCCAGAAAAAGAUCGAUGCCACGACUAGUGUCGUUAAACUAAUGACCGAUGUUAUCACGGGCAUGCGGGGAAUGCAGCGCUCUCAGGAGAAAUUCCAGCGAAUUUUGAAGCUGGCCCUGUGGAGCAAUCGCUGUGAUCUGUCCAUAAACAAAGAGGCUCCAGAUAACCAGUUGCUGAUGCUGAUGACGGACUACGAGUCUGACCUGCUUGUGGAUCAGUCUGCGGAUAUCUGGCGCAUACUCACCGAGGCCUGGGACCCCGUCUAUGUGGACAUUGUGUGCGAUAACGCUGGCUUCGAGCUUUUCACAGACCUCCUGCUGGCCGAGUACCUCAUCGAAGCGGGCUUGGCUAGCAAAGUGCGGUUCCAUGUCAAGGCCAUUCCUUGGUUCAUAUCCGACGUCACCAAGCAGGACUUUCUCUGGAUGCUGACCUUCCUCCGCCGCCACGUGAUUGCCGAAAUAGCCUCAUUUGGACGGCGACUGCGCCGCUUCAUGCGGGAUCGUUCAAUCAUCUUGUGCGACACCUGCUACUUCUGGACCAGCCCCUACGACUGCAGCCAGUUGAAGAAGCGCCUGCCUUGCCUGUAUGUCUCUCUCAGCGAGGCAGCGCUGGUCAUUUUCAAGGGGGAUCUCAACUACCGCAAACUGCUUGGCGACAUUAACUGGGAUUACACAGCGCCUCUGAUCGAGUGCCUGCGUGGCUUCCUACCGACCAGUGUGUGUGCGCUGCGGACCAUCAAGUCCGACAUCUACUGCGGUCUACCCAUCUGCACGGUGGAGUGGCUAACCGAGGACGAUCCCCACUGGAUGAGGACGGGCAAGAAGGGUGUCAUCCAAGUGGCCAUCAUGCACAGACCCUCGGGGGAUGCACUAGUUUAAGGACACCCAGCAAAGGAUGAUCUCGCACUCGUAGUUGUAUUAUUUGAUACACAAUACAGCACAUAAUACGU
Drosophila obscura is the source of this 1493-nucleotide messenger RNA. RefSeq names its product damage-control phosphatase ARMT1. The record is from RefSeq and is a predicted model, not a curated record. Gene Ontology annotation, biological process: DNA damage response. Gene Ontology annotation, molecular function: phosphatase activity. Lineage: Eukaryota; Metazoa; Arthropoda; Insecta; Diptera; Drosophilidae. Gene Ontology annotation, cellular component: cytoplasm; nucleus.